CGCGGGGGCGUGACGUCACGGAAAAGCCCCGCGCGGCGGCCGCUAUAAACCGCGGGCGGCGGCGGCGGCGGGCGCGGCUCGGACGGCUGCCCCGCGCAGGACAGCGCUCUGCGCCGCGAUCGUGGCGCGCACCGGUGCGUGGAUGCCCACGUGGCAAGGCCAGGACCCAGCGAUGACUCUGAACCAUGUCACCCUGCGCCGGGGCCCCGUGGGCGCGCAGCCGCAGCAGCAGCGCUGGAGCGUCCCGGCGGACGGCAGGAACCUCAUGAUCCAGAGGGAGCCCAGCCAGCGAGGCCAGCGCCCCGCCGCCCCCGAGGACCCCUGCCGCCGGAGCUGGUCCUCCGACUCCACCGAUUCGGUCAUCUCCUCCGAGUCCGAGAGCACCUACUACCGGGUGGUGCUCGUCGGGGGGCAGGGCGUGGGCAAGUCCACGCUGGCCAGCAUCUUCGCGGGCGUGCACGACAGCAUGGACAGCGACUGCGAGGUGCUGGGAGAAGACACAUACGAGCGAACACUGAUUGUUGAUGGCGAAAGUGCAACAAUUAUCCUCCUGGACAUGUGGGAAAAUAAGGGGGAGAGCGAGUGGCUGCAGGACCACUGCAUGCAGGUCGGGGACGCCUACCUGAUCGUCUACUCCAUCACAGACCGAGCCAGUUUUGAGAAGGCAUCCGAGCUGCGGAUCCAGCUCCGCAGGGCCCGGCAGACAGAGGACAUUCCUAUAAUUUUGGUUGGCAACAAAAGUGACCUGGUGCGGUGUCGGGAAGUGUCUAUUUCAGAAGGGAGAGCGUGUGCGGUCGUGUUCGACUGCAAGUUCAUCGAGACCUCCGCGGCGGUCCAGCACAACGUGAAGGAGCUGUUCGAGGGCAUCGUGCGACAGGUCCGCCUCCGGAGGGACAGCAAGGAGAAGAACGAGCGGCGGCUGGCCUACCAGAAGAGGAGGGAGAGCCUCCCCAGGAAAGCCAGGCGCUUCUGGGGCAAGAUCGUGGCCAAGAACAACAAGAACAUGGCCUUCAAGCUGAAGUCCAAGUCCUGCCAUGACCUCUCCGUGCUCUAGGCGCCCCGAGCCACCCAGAUGUCCCCCUCAUGGACAUCGUCGAAGGCCACUGGGACCGAUAAUCUAUAUUAGAUUGAAUCCGUAAACAUUGUUAGAUGCGGCUUCCCCUUCUGCAGCUGGGAAUGUAUGUGUUAGCCUGAUGGGCCACCGGAUGCACGGGAGGUGAAAGACCUUUGUAAAGAGUCGCUGUUUAUUUACAGGAAAAGCCUGACGUUGCGACUUGAACACCCAAGACAUCAGAGGAUGUGUUCGGUGUUCACACGUGUUUCCUCUUUCCCUCGGGUAGUAGAGAAUCGAAGCCUUAAAAGAAUUCCUAGAAAAAUAACUGUUCAUUAUUAAAAAUUUCCACAGGGUUCUGAUAUUUGAAUUUGAGGCCACUGGGUCAUAAGCAAAUAGAAGAGGGUUUAUUCCAGGGAGGAAGUGCCUUAUAUCUGUGGAGCUAGGACUGUGGGAUCGAGCUCAUCGCGACUGUUACUGCUCCCUCCGGCUGUGAAAAGAAAUGACGGACCUGCUGGAGGCUAAACCUUGCAAACGGUUUUUGCUCAGUGCUCACAGUUGGGGAUCCAAAAAUUUGUAGAAUUGAGGACUGAUACAUGUACCACUAAUGGGUUUCAAAAAGUAUAUCUUCACUUCUGUGUCUUAUAAUUUUUUAUUCAGGGCAAUUUAUUUUAAUCAAAUUAACUUGGUCAAACCACCUUUUAUGUUUCAUUAUUUUUACAGUCACAGGUUCAUCAUAAAAAUAUUUUUAAAAUCUGAAUUAUUGAUAACCUGGAGUGCAAAGUGCCACAUUUUUAAGUGUAAUCCAAGGCCUGAAUUUUUAUGACACAAAACAUAAAUAUUUCCAGUACUUUGAGUUGACUCUUGUAUCCCACACCUCUGCUCUAUUUAUUAUUUUGCAAAAUAAUAACCAUUUUAACAUUUGAUAAAGCAUAUUUAUGACAUGUUUCUUAAUAAGAAAAAUGUCCAUUUUAUUAUCAUUUUAUAUCUUUUUUAGAAUAUGCAAGUAUUUACCUAUAUAUCUUAUAAUAAAAGAAAUAAAAUCUUUGAAAAAA
This is a messenger RNA of Myotis daubentonii (Daubenton's bat), 2106 nucleotides long. It is a transcript of the gene GEM, whose product is annotated as GTP binding protein overexpressed in skeletal muscle. Gene Ontology annotation, biological process: negative regulation of high voltage-gated calcium channel activity. Lineage: Eukaryota; Metazoa; Chordata; Mammalia; Chiroptera; Vespertilionidae. Gene Ontology annotation, cellular component: plasma membrane. Gene Ontology annotation, molecular function: calcium channel regulator activity; GTPase activity; GTP binding. The record is from RefSeq and is a predicted model, not a curated record.